This is a messenger RNA of Xenopus laevis (African clawed frog), 1036 nucleotides long. It is a transcript of the gene spryd4.S, whose product is annotated as SPRY domain containing 4 S homeolog. Lineage: Eukaryota; Metazoa; Chordata; Amphibia; Anura; Pipidae. The record is from RefSeq and is marked provisional.
CAAUGGCGUCGCCCCUGAGGUCACUGGUAUUGGGGAGUCGCGCCCUGAGUUGUUUGUUGACCCGCGCGCUUCCCAGGGGGGAUGUCAUCUUGGCGGCCAGGCGAGAUAUCUCCUUCAAACUUGAUGAGAAAACCGCUCACAGCAGCUUGGACCUGUUUAAGAAGGAUACUGGCAUAAUAUACCGCAUGCUAGGCAUGGAUCCCACCAAGGUUUCGCAAAACCCUGAGCGCUUCCGGGAAUGGGCUAUUGUACUAGGAAAUACCCAGAUAGGAAGCGGCCGGCAUUAUUGGGAGGUGACUGUUAAACGAUCCAAUGAGUUCCGUAUAGGUGUUGCUGAUGAAGACAUGUCCAGAGAUGAAUGCAUUGGUGUUAGUAACCGCUCAUGGGUCUUUGCUUAUUGCCAUAGUAAGUGGUAUGUCAUGCAGGAUAGUAAGACUUUUCCCAUCACCAACAUUGGCCAUCCAAGUAAAGUUGGCCUCCUACUGGACUAUGAAGGUAGAAAGUUGAGCCUUGUGGAUUCUGAGAAGAAUUCUCUUAUCCACACUCUUAAUACAGACUUUCGAGGUCCAGUUGUGCCUGCAUUUGCUCUUUGGGAUGGGGAACUUCUGACCCACUCAGGCCUUGAUGUUCCUGCAAACCUGUGAAGACAUCCUUUUUGCCCACAAGUGCCUCUGCAAGAAAGUCUUCAGAUGUUAAUAUUUACAGAAAAUGUUUGCUUCCAUUGUAAAAAAUAUAAGCUAUGAGCAGUGCUUUUUCUUUAUGGCAUUCAAUCCCUUCGACGUUUUUGACAGGACAUACCAAAGAUAUGGGGCUGGAUUUCAGCAUUUCAUAUUCUCCACCCAUAGGAUGGAAUGUUGACAUUUCCCACUGCAGUCUUCAUCAAAUUCUAAACUGCAUAAGAUACAUUUCACUCUGCCUCAUCACUUGCAAUUUUGUUUUUGUGUUUUCAGAAUAAACAUGAAUUUAUGAUGUGACAAAAUACUUUGCUUGCUGUUCCCUUUAAUAUUUGUAAGAAUAAAGACAUGCUGUAAUGAUA